This is a messenger RNA of Aspergillus candidus, 1305 nucleotides long. RefSeq names its product ankyrin repeat domain-containing protein. NCBI's taxonomy places the organism in Eukaryota, Fungi, Ascomycota, Eurotiomycetes, Eurotiales, Aspergillaceae. The coding region runs from base 1 to 1305 and encodes 434 amino acids. Gene Ontology annotation, molecular function: protein binding. The record is from RefSeq and is a predicted model, not a curated record. The transcript has a single exon. Gene Ontology annotation, cellular component: nucleus; cytoplasm.
AUGGCUCUCAACCGCCUCCCAGAAGAGUUAUCAGUCAUGAUCGCAGAGCAGCUCGACGAAGCCAGUGAUAUCAACUCCUUCGCACAGUCCAACCGACUCAUCUACCCAGUCGUCAACCACCUCCUCUACACAAACAACAUCCACAGGGCCAAGGCCUCUGCACUAAGCUGGGGCGCAAAGCACAACAGCUUGGGCACAAUAGAGAUCAGCAUGUCCAUGGGAGCCGCAGUCUACAAGAGAUGGGAAACCGCUCCCCUAGCGCACGCCGCUAGAGCAGGCCACGCCGCGGCAGUGGAGCUCCUUUUAUCGCACGGGGCAAACCCCGACAGCAAAGACAGUGAAACCGACCAAACGCCCCUGUACAUCGCUUCGGAGUACGGCUAUCCCGCAGUUUGUGAGAAGCUACUUGCCGCGGGGGCGGAUGUUAGCUCCCGCAAUCAACGAACAGAUCAGUACACGUGCGAUCAGACGCCGCUGCACACUGCAGCCUUACACGGCAACGUUCUCGUGGCGCAGCUACUUAUCAACCACGGUGCAGACAUAAAUGCCCCAAAUGACAAGGGAUGGGUGCCGCUGCGAGAGAGCCUCCGAUGCGAAGACCCCGAGCUCCAGCCCCGCAUGGUCCGCCUGCUGCUGGACGCGGGGGCCCCCGUCGACGGACACCCUGACCAUCCCCGCGUGACGCCCUUGCUACUUGCCACUAUAAGAUUCGAUGACGAGAGCGUCAAGACACUCCUCGAGGCAGGUGCCGAUCCCAACGCCCGCGACUGGAACAACGGGACAGCGCUCAUCGACUCCGUCAUCGGGUAUCGACGAGACUCAGUCCGUCUAUUACUCGAAUACGGAGCCGACGUUGACGCAAGGGCUGACUACGGUGGACGGCCCCUGUAUCUUGCCGCGCGAUACGGUGACCUUGAAAUAACUUCCCUUCUGCUGGAUUAUGGCGCCGAUAUAGACUUGCCUGCUACCUCCAACGAGCCGGCACUGCACGUGGCAGCGCUUCGAAACGAGCUGGAGACCGUGCGGCUGCUCUUGCAAAGGGGGGCUAACGCUGAAAGCCUGCGGCCUUACGGCUCUUCAGGAUUCACCGCUUUAUUUCUGGUGGCGCGGUGCAAUUUUAUAGACGUGGCGCGGGUUUUGUUGGAGUAUGGGGCGAAUCCGCUUGCUGUGUCUCCGCUUGGCAGCACGCCCUUGGACGCGGCGAAAGAAGAAGGUCAUGAUGAGAUGGUUUCACUUUUCCAUGAGCAUGUGCGCAUGCGAGGUAUGCUGGCGGAAGGGAAUGAUGCCCACAGCAUGUCCACGUGA